This is a messenger RNA of Acaulospora morrowiae, 692 nucleotides long. NCBI's taxonomy places the organism in Eukaryota, Fungi, Glomeromycota, Glomeromycetes, Diversisporales, Acaulosporaceae. The record is from the annotation of a GenBank genome assembly.
AUGGAAGAGACAAUGUUAAUGGAUGAAAAAAUGAUGCAGCAGAUUCCAUCUUCCUAUAAAGAAUCUUCUAACAUGAAACUAAAGCUUCUUAUUAAAUCGGCUUUAUCUAUGCCUAGUUAUGAUAACAUAAAGAAGAAACAUUACACAAUUGUAUACAAGGAAUCAAUCACUAAUGGAACAGGAACUCUUUUGAUGGAAAGUGAUUUUGAGAAAUUUCUGGCUGAAUACCAACGAAUGAAGAAAAUAGGAAAAUCAUUAAUAGUAAUAGUUUCAUUAACAAAAUAUAGAAAAGAAAACAAUAGAGAAUGGAAGAAAAAAAAGAAGGUCAAGUUAAAAGAAAGUGAAUCUUCUUCAUCGACAUUAUCAAGUGAUAUACUUGUGCCACUAAGAAAGAAGAUAAAAAUGCCUAAAGUUAUAGAUCUCGACAAAAAUGAAAUAUGCAUUGCCAAAACUAUAAUUGUAUUACAUAAAAAAUAUCACUGUACAUGGCAUAAUCAACCAUGUCUAGUAGAAAAUCAUCAUCAUUUCAGACUAACACCUUUGCAUAUUAAACUCUGGGCCCAUGAUAUUUUGUAUAGAGAAUCGAUUGAAAUUUUGUUGACAUUGUCAUUAUUUGAUAUGAAUUCUAGCAAAGAACUAUCUGCACCAAUACCAAGGCCUAUUCAACAGUCAUACUUACCUCCACCACUACU